AUAUGAGACUUGGACCUGUAGAACAUGGACAUUAUCAAACAUGGUCUCUCCAGCUUGUUACUAUUUCUGCUCUGGAACAAAGGUCUUAUUGAUGGGAGUGAUGUCAACCAGACACCCAUACUGUGGAGAAAACAGGGUGACAAUGCAACAAUACACUGCAACCACACUAAGGGCACCUACUACAACCAGAUGUACUGGUACAGACAGCUGCCAGGAGAAACAAUGAAGCAAAUUGUGUUCACAACAACAGCCACACCAAAUCACGACUUUGGAGAUUUCAGCAAAGACAAAUUUUCAGCCACUAAGCCUGAUGCUGAGACUGGAACAUUCACAGUGAAGAAUGUGGAGCCUGGAGAUAAAGGCUUGUAUUUCUGUGCUGUAAGUGAACACAGUGAUACAGACACAUGUCUUAUUGAUGGGAGUGAUGUCAACCAGACACCCAUACUGUGGAGAAAACAGGGUGACGAUGCAACAAUACACUGCAACCACACCAAGAGUGUUGAGUACAACCAGAUGUACUGGUACAGACAGCUGCCUGGAGAGACAAUGAAACUAAUUGUGUUCACAACAACAGUCAAACCAGACCAUGACUUUGGAGAUUUCAGCAAAGACAAAUUCUCAGCCACUAAGCCUGAUGUUGAGACCGGGACAUUCACAGUGAAGAAUCUGGUGCCAGAGGAUAAAGGCUUGUAUUUCUGUGCUGUAAGUGAACACAGUGAUACAGACACAUGUGAGAGCUGA
Molecule: messenger RNA, 741 nt
Organism: Lates calcarifer (barramundi perch)
Lineage: Eukaryota; Metazoa; Chordata; Actinopteri; Centropomidae
Product: M1-specific T cell receptor beta chain
Exons: 3
Coding region: 25-741 (238 amino acids)
Biological process (GO): cell surface receptor signaling pathway
Cellular component (GO): plasma membrane
Source: RefSeq, a predicted model, not a curated record